Molecule: messenger RNA, 2648 nt
Organism: Erigeron canadensis
Lineage: Eukaryota; Viridiplantae; Streptophyta; Magnoliopsida; Asterales; Asteraceae
Product: glutamine--tRNA ligase
Exons: 22
Coding region: 111-2465 (784 amino acids)
Biological process (GO): glutaminyl-tRNA aminoacylation; translation
Cellular component (GO): cytoplasm; cytosol
Molecular function (GO): glutamine-tRNA ligase activity; ATP binding
Source: RefSeq, a predicted model, not a curated record
AAGAUUACAAAACAUAAAAGGACGUACGUUUAAGUGUUUAACAUCUUCUUUAUUCAAACUCGUGUUAAUCAUCAUUUUAUUUGCUCGAUCUUCUCAUCGAAGAAGUCAGCAUGGCGGAGAAACCAUUGGAGCUGUUUUUGAAGAUCGGUUUAGAUAAAAAAACGGCUGAAAACACAAUUGCUAAUAAUAAAGUUACUACUAAUCUUAUCGCUGUCAUUAAUGAGGCGUCUGUCACUGAUGGAUGUGAACGGUCUACGGGUAAUCUUCUUUAUACGGUUGCUACAAAGUUCCCUGCCAAUGCCCUUGUGCAUCGUCCUAAGUUGCUUGAAUACAUUGUUUCUUCCAAGAUAAAGACUCCUACCCAGGUAGAAGCUGCAUUCGCAUUUCUUACUGUCACUGCUUCUGGGGAGCUUGACAUCAGUAAAUUUGAAGAUGCUUGUGGAGUUGGUGUUGAGGUCUCUCGUGAAGAGAUAGUGCACACUGUUAAUGAAAUCUUUGAAGAGAAAGAGAGUUCAAUCUUGGAGCAACGUUACAGAACAAAUGUUGGUGAUCUAUUUGCUCAUGUGCGAAAGAAGCAGCCUUGGGCAGAUCCAAAGAUUGUCAAGGAACUUAUAGAUUCAAAGCUAUCUGCACUACUUGGUCCAAAGACUGCAGCAGAUAAUGAGAAGCCUGUUAAAAAGAAGAAAGAGAAGCCUGUUAAAGUAGAGGAAAAAACCACUGAAGAAGCUCCUCAACCAUCUGAAGAAGAGCUCAAUCCUUAUUUAAUAUUCCCUGCACCCGAGGAGAAUUAUAAGGUGCACACAGAAGUAUUUUUCAGUGAUGGACGUGUGCUCAGAGCUUGCAAUUCCAAAGCAAUACUAGAGAAACAUCUCAACAUUACAGGAGGAAAAGUUGUUACCCGUUUUCCACCAGAACCAAAUGGAUACCUGCAUAUCGGUCAUGCUAAGGCUAUGUUUGUUGACUUUGGUCUUGCAAAAGAAAGAGAUGGUGGCUGCUACUUGAGGUUUGAUGAUACUAACCCUGAAGCUGAGAAAAAGGAAUAUAUUGAUCAUAUUGAAGAAAUUGUAGAUUGGAUGGGAUGGAAGCCUUUUAAGAUCACAUACACCAGUGAUUAUUUUCAAGAACUGUAUGAUUUAGCAGUGGAGCUCAUACGCAGGGGUCAUGCUUAUGUUGAUCACCAGACUGGUGAUGAGAUAAAGGAGUACAGAGAGAAAAAGAAGAACAGUCCAUGGAGGGAUAGGCCGAUCUCAGAAUCACUUAAACUUUUUGAUGAUAUGAAACAAGGGAGGAUUGAAGAAGGAAAAGCUACACUUAGAAUGAAACAAGACAUGCAGAGUGAUAACUUUAAUAUGUAUGACCUCAUUGCAUAUCGGAUAAAGUUCACCCCUCAUCCACAUGCUGGAGACAAGUGGUGCAUCUACCCAAGUUAUGACUAUGCACAUUGCAUUGUGGAUUCUCUUGAAAAUAUAACACAUUCAUUAUGCACACUGGAGUUUGAGACACGGCGUGCUUCUUACUAUUGGUUGCUGGAUGCGCUGAGCCUUUACCAGCCCUAUGUGUGGGAAUAUUCACGCCUGAAUAUAACAAACACUGUCAUGUCAAAACGCAAGUUAAACCGCCUCGUGACUGAAAAUUAUGUGGAUGGGUGGGAUGAUCCUCGUUUGAUGACACUUUCGGGAUUGCGCCGCAGGGGUGUCACUUCUACUGCAAUAAACACAUUUGUUAAAGGAAUAGGGAUUACUAGAAGUGAUGGUAGUUUGAUACGUUUGGAACGCCUUGAAUAUCAUGUUCGCGAAGAAUUAAAUAAAACAGCUUCUCGGACGAUGGUUGUGCUACAUCCACUAAAGGUUGUUAUUACUAAUCUUGAACCUAGCUCAGUAAUAGAUCUUGAUGCAAAGAAAUGGCCGGAUGCUCCAGCCGAUGAUGCAUCAUCUUACUACAAGGUCCCAUUUUCGAGGAUUGUCUAUAUUGAGCAAUCUGACUUUCGAAUGAAUGAUUCAAAAGACUAUUACGGGCUUGCUCCAGGAAAGACUGUCUUACUCAGAUAUGCAUUUCCUAUCAAGUGUACUGAAGUGGUGCUUUCUGAUGAUAAAAAUACUGUUGUUGAGAUACAUGCUGAGUAUGAUCCUUUCAAGAAAACAAAACCAAAGGGUGUUCUUCAUUGGAUAGCAGAGCCGUCUCCUGGGGUUGACCCUCUGAAGGUGGAAGUCAGACUUUUUGACAAGCUGUUUCUUUCCGAGAAUCCCGGAGAACUUGAUAACUGGCUUGAUGAUUUAAACCCCGAGUCUAAAGUGGUAAUGCCAUGUGCUUACGCCGUACCAUCUCUCAAACACACAGAGGUGGAUGACAAGUUUCAGUUCGAAAGGCUCGGCUAUUUUGUGGCUGAUAAAGACUCAACACCCGAGAAACUCAUAUUUAACCGAACUGUAACAUUGAGGGACAGUUACGGCAAAUCCUGGAAGUAGGCAAGUUCAUUCCAGCAGAAUGAAUUGUUUGUGUUUACUUGUGAAUUGUGAUAUUUAUAGUUUCGAUCUGAAAAAAAUAUAACAAAAAAAAACCAAAAAAGCUUAUAAUUUUAAUUUAAACAUUUAGGAUUCAAACUUUUGUACGUCACAUAGAUUUAUAAAUUGUGAUGUGAAUUUUUAAAA